AAGGUCGCCGUUACUCUGAGGAAAGAACUGUGGGCAGAGGAAGUCGGGGUUAGAGAGGAUUGGGAGACAGACACUUUGCUGUGCUCACAUUGAAGUCAAGGUGCAAACAUGCAGAGCAAUAAAACCUUUAACUGGGAGAAGCAGAACCAUACUCCAAGGAAGCACCACCAACAUCACCAGCAGCAGCAGCAGCAGCAGCAGCAGCAGCAGCAGCAGCAGCAGCAGCAGCAGCAGCAGCAGCAGCAGCAGCAGCAACCACCUCCACCAAUACCUGCAAAUGGACAGCAGGCCAGCAGCCAGAAUGAAGGUUUAACCAUUGACCUGAAGAACUUUAGGAAACCAGGAGAGAAGACGUUCACUCAACGAAGCCGUCUCUUUGUGGGCAAUCUUCCUCCUGACAUCACUGAGGAGGAAAUGAGGAAACUUUUUGAGAAAUACGGGAAAGCAGGCGAGGUUUUCAUUCAUAAGGAUAAAGGCUUUGGCUUUAUUCGCUUGGAAACACGAACCCUAGCGGAAAUUGCCAAAGUGGAGUUGGAUAAUAUGCCACUCCGUGGAAAGCAGCUACGUGUGCACUUUGCCUGUCAUAGUGCAUCCCUUACAGUCCGCAACCUUCCUCAGUAUAUGUCCAACGAACUGCUGGAAGAAGCCUUUUCUGUGUUUGGCCAGGUGGAGAGGGCUGUGGUCAUUGUGGAUGACCGAGGAAGGCCCUCAGGGAAAGGUAUUGUUGAGUUCUCAGGGAAGCCAGCUGCUCGGAAAGCUCUGGACAAAUGCAGUGAAGGUUCCUUCUUGCUAACCACAUUUCCUCGGCCUGUGACUGUGGAACCUAUGAACCAGUUAGAUGAUGAGGAGGGACUUCCAGAGAAGCUGGUUAUAAAAACCCAGCAAUUUCACAAGGAGCGAGAACAACCACCCAGAUUUGCACAGCCGGGGUCCUUUGAGUAUGAGUAUGCCAUGCGCUGGAAGGCACUCAUUGAGAUGGAGAAGCAACAGCAGGAUCAAGUGGACCGCAACAUCAAGGAGGCUCGUGAGGAGAUGGAGAUGGAAGCAGCACGCCAUGAGCACCAGGUUAUGCUAAUGAGGCAGGAUUUGAUGAGGCGUCAAGAAGAGCUUCGGAGAAUGGAGGAGCUGCAUAACCAAGAGGUUCAGAAACGAAAGCAGCUAGAGCUCAGGCAAGAAGAGGAACGCAGGUGCCGUGAGGAAGAAAUGCGACGGCAACAAGAAGAAAUGAUGCGGCGACAGCAGGAAGCAUUCAAGGGAACCUUCCCUGAUGCGAGAGAACAAGAGAUACGGAUGGGCCAAAUGGCUAUGGGAGGUGCUAUGGGCAUAAACAAUAGAGGUGCUAUGCCCCCUGCUCCUGUGCCAACUGGUACCCCAGCUCCUCCAGGACCUGCCACUAUGAUGCCAGAUGGAACUUUGGGAUUGACCCCACCAACAACUGAACGUUUCGGCCAAACUGCUACAAUGGAAGGAAUUGGAGCAAUUGGUGGAAAUCCUCCUGCUUUCAACCGUCCAGCUCCUGGAGCUGAAUUUGCUCCAAAUAAACGCCGCCGAUACUAAAUAAAAGUUGCAGUGUCUAGUUUCCCGCAACCCUUAAAAGAAAGGUUUGUUUUGGACUAGCC
Messenger RNA from Arvicola amphibius (Eurasian water vole), 1619 nucleotides. Its product is annotated as non-POU domain-containing octamer-binding protein-like. The record is from RefSeq and is a predicted model, not a curated record. Gene Ontology annotation, molecular function: RNA binding. The transcript has a single exon. The coding region runs from base 109 to 1557 and encodes 482 amino acids. Gene Ontology annotation, biological process: regulation of DNA-templated transcription. Gene Ontology annotation, cellular component: nucleus. NCBI's taxonomy places the organism in Eukaryota, Metazoa, Chordata, Mammalia, Rodentia, Cricetidae.